GGACAGAAGGACACCCACAGACACCAUGGCGAGCCCCUGCUUGGAGCUGAGCAACAAGAUGAAGAUGCCUACCCUGGGGCUGGGCACUUGGCAGGCUGCUCCAGGAAAGGUGGAAGAGGUGGUGAAGUUUGCUAUUGAUGCAGGCUACCGCCUCUUCGACUGUGCCUAUUUCUACAAGAAUGAAAAUGAAAUAGGGAAUGCAGUCCAGCAGAAGAUCAAGGAGGGGGCUGUGAAACGGGAAGACCUCUUCAUUGUCACUAAGUUGUGGAACACAUUUCACGAGAGGUCCCUGGUCAAGGCAGUAUGCAAGAAGAGCCUCGCUGCACUGCAACUGGACUACGUUGACCUCUACCUGAUGCACUUCCCUAUGGGAUUCAAGGCUGGUGAAGAACUGCAUCCUGUGGAUGAUAAGGGUAUGAGUAUCCCCAGCGAUACCGAUUUUCUGGACACAUGGGAGGCCAUGGAAGAGCUGGUGGAUGCUGGUCUGGUAAAAGCCAUUGGUAUCUCCAACUUUAACCAUGAGCAGAUUGAAAGAAUCCUGAACAAGCCAGGACUGAAAUACAAGCCAGUAAAUAACCAGGUUGAAUGUCAUCCAUACCUAACCCAGGAAAAAUUGAUCAAGUACUGUAAAUCCAAAGGGAUUGCUGUGACUGCAUACAGCCCCCUUGGCUCUCCUAACCGCCCAUGGGCCAAGCCAGGGGAACCUGUGUUGCUGGAUGAUCCCAAGAUUAAAGAGAUUGCAGUUAGACAUCAUAAAACCCCUGCCCAGGUUCUGAUCCGGUUUCUUAUCCAAAGAGAUCUGAUUGUCAUUCCCAAGUCUGACAAACCACAGCGUGUUGAGGAAAACAUCAAGGUGUUUGACUUUGAACUGUCUAAAAAGGAGAUGGAUGUCAUCCUCAGCUUUAACAGGAACUGGAGGGCAGUUCCAGUACUCCCAGCUGUCAAUCACAAGGACUACCCAUUCAAAGCAGAAUAUUAA
Messenger RNA from Pelecanus crispus (Dalmatian pelican), 979 nucleotides. RefSeq names its product aldo-keto reductase family 1 member B7. Gene Ontology annotation, molecular function: oxidoreductase activity. The record is from RefSeq and is a predicted model, not a curated record. NCBI's taxonomy places the organism in Eukaryota, Metazoa, Chordata, Aves, Pelecaniformes, Pelecanidae.